UGCUGUGUACACGUGUACACACAACACAAACAAAUUUUAGUCAGUAAAAAUGUCGGAAGGAAAUGCCUUGAUUGCGUUGAUAGAUUGUGUGAAUUUUUCUGCAAUGAAACAUUCAACUCAGAGACGACUAGAUCCAGAAAAAACACCGUAUAUUAACCAUCCAAUUGGUGUGGCAAGAAUUUUGGCUAAAGAGGGAGGCAUUUCAGAUCUUGCUACUUUACAGGCUGCCAUUCUUCAUGACACUGUCGAAGACACAGACACCACAAUUGAAGAAAUCGAAGAGCACUUUGGGAAAGAAGUGCGUGACAUAGUUGCCGAUGUCACAGACGAUAAGACCCUUCAUUGGAAAGAGAGGAAAAGACUUCAAAUUGUUCAUUCUCCAUUUAUCUGCCCGAAAGCCAAACUGGUGAAACUCGCCGACAAGUUAUAUAACCUCCGUGACUUGGAGAAGAGCACCCCUGAAGGAUGGACCGAGGAAAGGGUCCAGAUAUACUUUGAAUGGUCAGCAAAGGUUAUUAAUGGAAUCAGGGGAAACAACGAGGUCUUGGAGAAAGAACUGGAUAAACUAUUCACUAAACGAGAUAUUGUUAUAGAGAAAGAAUAGUUUUUUUUUUUUAUGUGAGCUCCUAAAAAACAUCAACUGUGUUAUCGCAAAACAAAUUGUAAUUGUGUGUAGUUGGGAUUUAUCAAAAUUAAGAAAUAAUUUUGUUUAAUGUGAGCUCUUAAAAAAAACCUGUGUGAUCGCAAUAGUUUUUUUUAUUGUAUUUAAAGUGGGCUGUGUCCAUAUUUAUAUUUUUUCUUCAAUAAAGUAUAGAUACUGGUGUGUGAAAUUAAUAUUACCAUUUUGUUCCAAUGUCUGUGAUAAUGACAUAUUCUACAUGUCUUUCAAACCAUUUCCUGGAAAAGUUUCAUUACAAUAGUAUUCCGCCUUUACAACCUUUUUAAUAUUUAUUAUAGCUUAAAGGCAGUGUACACUAUUGGUCAUUGGCAAAGACAAGUCUUCUCAC
Messenger RNA from Asterias rubens (European starfish), 1007 nucleotides. Its product is annotated as guanosine-3',5'-bis(diphosphate) 3'-pyrophosphohydrolase MESH1-like. The coding region runs from base 50 to 604 and encodes 184 amino acids. Lineage: Eukaryota; Metazoa; Echinodermata; Asteroidea; Forcipulatida; Asteriidae. The record is from RefSeq and is a predicted model, not a curated record. Gene Ontology annotation, molecular function: guanosine-3',5'-bis(diphosphate) 3'-diphosphatase activity. The transcript has 3 exons.